Peromyscus eremicus (cactus mouse) is the source of this 4958-nucleotide messenger RNA. RefSeq names its product adenylate cyclase 1 (gene Adcy1). The coding region runs from base 1 to 3351 and encodes 1116 amino acids. The transcript has 20 exons. Gene Ontology annotation, molecular function: adenylate cyclase activity. Gene Ontology annotation, cellular component: plasma membrane. Gene Ontology annotation, biological process: intracellular signal transduction; cAMP biosynthetic process; adenylate cyclase-activating G protein-coupled receptor signaling pathway. NCBI's taxonomy places the organism in Eukaryota, Metazoa, Chordata, Mammalia, Rodentia, Cricetidae. The record is from RefSeq and is a predicted model, not a curated record.
AUGGCGGGGGCGCCGCGCGGCCAAGGCGGCGGCGGAGGCGCGGGCGAGCCCGGGGGCGCAGAGCGGGCGGCCGGGCCGGGCGGCCGGCGCGGGCUCCGGGCGUGUGGCGAGGAGUUCGCGUGCCCCGAGCUGGAGGCGCUGUUCCGCGGCUACACGCUGCGGCUGGAGCAGGCGGCCACGCUGAAGGCGCUGGCGGUGCUCAGCCUACUGGCGGGAGCCCUGGCGCUGGCUGAACUGCUGGGCGCACCGGGACCCGCGCCUGGCCUCGCCAAGGGGUCUCACCCGGUGCACUGCAUCCUCUUCCUGGCGCUGUUCGUGGUCACCAAUGUCCGAUCCCUGCAGGUGCCCCAGCUGCAGCAGGUCGGUCAGCUGGCGCUGUUCUUCAGCCUCACCUUCGCGCUACUCUGCUGCCCCUUCGCGCUGGGUGGCCCGGCGAGGGGCUCUGCGGGAGGCGCCGUGGGAUCCGCGGUUGCUGAGCAGGGGGUUUGGCAACUCCUUUUGGUCACCUUCAUAUCCUAUGCCUUGCUGCCCGUGCGCAGCCUACUGGCCAUCGGCUUCGGGCUGGUGGUGGCUGCCUCUCACUUACUGGUCACAGCCGCCUUGGUCCCUGCCAAGCGCCCACGUCUCUGGAGGACGCUCGGUGCCAAUGCCCUGCUCUUCGUGGGUGUGAACAUAUAUGGCGUCUUCGUGCGGAUCUUGACGGAGCGCUCACAGAGGAAGGCCUUCCUGCAGGCUCGAAGCUGCAUUGAGGAUCGGCUGCGGCUGGAGGAUGAGAACGAGAAGCAGGAGCGGUUGCUCAUGAGCCUCUUGCCCCGGAAUGUCGCCAUGGAGAUGAAGGAAGACUUCCUGAAGCCCCCAGAGAGGAUUUUCCACAAGAUUUACAUCCAGAGGCACGACAACGUGAGCAUCCUGUUUGCAGACAUCGUGGGUUUCACAGGUCUGGCGUCCCAGUGCACCGCCCAGGAGCUGGUGAAGCUGCUCAAUGAACUCUUCGGCAAGUUCGACGAGUUAGCCACGGAAAACCACUGUCGCCGCAUCAAGAUCCUUGGGGACUGCUACUACUGUGUGUCGGGCCUCACCCAGCCCAAGACCGAUCACGCCCAUUGCUGUGUGGAGAUGGGACUUGACAUGAUCGAUACCAUCACAUCCGUGGCUGAGGCUACUGAAGUGGACCUGAACAUGCGUGUCGGGCUACACACCGGCAGGGUCCUCUGUGGAGUCCUGGGCCUACGCAAGUGGCAGUACGAUGUCUGGUCUAAUGACGUGACCCUGGCCAAUGUCAUGGAGGCUGCUGGCUUACCUGGGAAGGUUCACAUCACAAAGACGACCCUCGCGUGCUUGAACGGGGACUACGAGGUCGAGCCAGGUCACGGCCACGAGAGGAACACCUUCCUGAGAACUCACAACAUCGAGACCUUCUUUAUUGUGCCAUCCCAUCGGAGAAAGAUAUUUCCUGGCUUGAUUCUCUCGGAUAUCAAACCAGCCAAGAGGAUGAAGUUCAAGACUGUCUGCUACCUGCUGGUGCAGCUCAUGCACUGCCGGAAAAUGUUCAAAGCUGAGAUCCCUUUCUCCAACGUGAUGACCUGUGAGGACGAUGACAAGCGGAGGGCACUGAGAACAGCCUCGGAGAAGCUCAGAAACCGCUCAUCUUUCUCUACCAACGUGGUCUACACCACCCCGGGCACACGUGUCAACAGGUACAUCAGCCGUCUUCUUGAAGCCCGCCAGACAGAGCUGGAGAUGGCAGACCUGAACUUCUUUACCCUGAAGUACAAACAUGUCGAACGAGAGCAAAAAUACCACCAGCUUCAGGAUGAGUACUUCACCAGCGCCGUUGUCCUCGCCCUCAUCCUGGCUGCCUUAUUUGGGCUUGUCUACCUUCUGAUAAUUCCACAGAGUGUGGCUGUCCUGCUGCUGCUGGUGUUUUCUAUCUGCUUCUUGGUGGCCUGUAUCCUGUACCUGCACAUCACGCGGGUCCAGUGUUUUCCAGGGUGCCUGACGAUCCAGAUUCGCACCGUUUUGUGUGUGUUCAUAGUGGUCUUAAUCUACUCAGUAGCUCAAGGAUGUGUGGUGGGCUGCCUGCCCUGGGCCUGGAGCUCUCAGUCCAAUAGCUCCCUAGUGGUCCUUGCAGCUGGCGGCCGGCGCACUGUGCUGCCUGCCCUGCCCUGUGAGUCUGCACACCAUGCCCUGCUCUGCUGCCUGGUGGGCACCCUCCCACUAGCCAUAUUCCUGCGGGUGUCCUCCUUGCCAAAGAUGAUCCUGCUGUCUGGGCUGACCACAUCCUACAUCCUUGUCCUGGAGCUCAGUGGAUACACCAAGGUUGGGGGCGGUGCCCUCUCUGGGCGCAGCUAUGAGCCAAUCAUGGCUAUCCUGCUGUUCUCAUGCACACUGGCCCUGCAUGCCAGGCAAGUGGAUGUUAGACUGCGGCUGGACUACCUCUGGGCAGCACAGGCUGAAGAGGAGCGGGAUGACAUGGAGAGAGUAAAACUGGACAACAAGAGGAUCCUCUUCAACCUCCUGCCCGCCCACGUCGCACAGCACUUCCUCAUGUCCAAUCCCCGGAACAUGGACCUCUAUUACCAGUCCUAUUCCCAAGUGGGCGUCAUGUUCGCCUCCAUCCCCAACUUCAAUGACUUCUACAUCGAGCUGGACGGCAACAACAUGGGGGUUGAGUGUCUGCGGCUCCUCAAUGAGAUCAUUGCCGACUUCGAUGAGCUCAUGGACAAGGACUUUUACAAGGACCUGGAGAAGAUUAAGACCAUUGGGAGUACCUAUAUGGCUGCCGUGGGGCUGGCGCCCACAGCAGGAACCAGGGCUAAGAAGUCGAUCUCUUCCCACCUGAGCACGCUGGCAGACUUUGCCAUCGAUAUGUUUGAUGUCCUGGAUGAGAUCAACUACCAGUCCUACAACGACUUUGUUCUCCGAGUCGGCAUCAACGUUGGCCCUGUGGUGGCAGGAGUGAUCGGCGCUCGCAGACCCCAGUACGACAUCUGGGGAAACACAGUCAAUGUGGCCAGCCGGAUGGACAGCACUGGGGUCCAGGGCAGAAUCCAGGUGACUGAGGAGGUCCACCGGUUGCUGAAGAGGUGCGCAUACCAGUUUGUGUGCAGAGGCAAAGUCAGCGUCAAGGGGAAGGGAGAGAUGCUAACGUACUUUCUAGAAGGCAGGACUGAUGGAAACAGUUCCCAUGGCAGGACCUUCCGCUUGGAGCGGAGAAUGUGUCCUUAUGGGAGAGGCCAGCCCAGACGGCCCCCACUAUGUCCUGGAGCUGGACCCCCGAUGAGGCCGGGGCUUCCCCCAGCCCCCGCUGGUCAGUUCCUGCCGUCCACAGCAGCAGGGAAGGAAGCCUAGUGGAGCCCAUGGGCCACUGGAGAUGCAUGCAAAGCAAGAAUGCUCCAGGGUGACAUAAGCCAUCAUGGCUCCAGCCAAGACCGGCCAGAGGAGCAGUUGCUAAGUGGCUGGGCUGGAGAAGAAGCAUCGUCUAGAUGUGGCCUGAGGCCAAUGGGAGAUGUGCCCAAGCUACCCACUUGGGGCGUAUGGAACCCUGUCUCUUCCUAGUGACCUGGUUAUGCCUGGCUAGUGCUGGCAUCGGUGGGACCUUGGGAAUAUCUUCCAUGGUCAUAGCAAAAGCUGUGGAGGUCCAUCUGGCAGAGGAGCCCACCAUGACUGAGCCCCAAGUCAACCUGGCUUAUGGCUGGCUCUAGCCCUGGUAGGCCCUGGCUUAUGGGUGGCUCAAACCCUGGCUAGAAGAUUCGAGUGCCAGACUGGGAAGUUGGCCCCGCUGGGCAGGGCCGUGACAGUUGAGUUGUUUAUACCAUGGGCACAGCUUAGAGCUCGUCAGGUCUUGGACAGGACAGGACAGGAAGAAUUGAAAAGCCACCUCUUACUGCAUGAAGAGGGACAUUGCCGGAUUUCCUCAAGAGUAGGCUUUUGUUACCAGCCAGAGGCAGGUCUUCUGGAAUCCUCAGGGGGCCCCACGGCCCCACUUCUAUCCUCCUGGCCUGUGCAUUCUCUUCCAACCCCACCCGCCUGCUGGUUUCUGACUCCUGUGACAGCGAGUCCUCUUCUCCUGUGCCGUCACCGCACAUUCAGAGAAGAGGGGUGUGUGCAGAUUUGCCUUCCCUGGGGUGUCUUGGACACUGUUAAGUGUCACAAGAAUCAAGCCUUCAUUUAUGCUGAGUGAUGGGCCCACUACACCCACGAGCACUUUCCUUGCUGGAAGACAUCAUUUCUCUGACAUAACCAGUCCUCCUCCUGGGGGUUUCGGAGUUGGCAGAGUGUGUGUUCCUGAGUCUUAAGUGUGGUAUCCCUGCUCCCGAGUGAAGAAGGGAGUCUCCCAUCUGCGUUUCCCCACGACUGCCGCUGAGAUGAAAAUGGAGAGUGUGGGCAACAGGAGUCUGAAAGAGCUGCUAGGAAGCAAUGGGCCCGGAAUAGCUGGAUGAAACCUGGCUUCUGGAGAUACUCAGCCUCACUCACAGGAAGGGAGGCAGCCUGAAACAGGGCAGGUGGGCGUAAGCCCUGCCUGCUCACGGCUGUAGAGGCCCAUCUUCUCACUGCUCCCCAAGGACUUUCCCCUGCCUAAGGUCCUGUCUUCUUCGACUAGGGCAGAGCUUUCCCUGGCAGGGUGCAGAUGUGGGGUCCCUGGUUCCCAACUCAGCUCUGGCUCAAGUGUGUGGCCAUGCUGGGGCCUGGGCAGUUUCACAGGUCAGCCAGUGCCCAUCCUGGGAGACUCGGGCGAGGCUAGACUCAGGUGGCAUGUGGGUGGGAAGAAAGUGUCAAGCGAAGGAGAGAGGCAGAGGCUGCGUGCACAGUCUCCAAGUACCUGAGACUGUAGACUGCACUGCAGGUGCCCUAGGGUAGGGGUGAGGCAGCUGUGAAGACUGCAUAUUCUCUAUGGGCUGGAGCUUGUGGCUGAUGGUAAAGGUACCCUCUGGCACCUUCUGCAGAGGAACGUUGAC